Microtus ochrogaster (prairie vole) is the source of this 2929-nucleotide messenger RNA. It is a transcript of the gene Chst7, whose product is annotated as carbohydrate sulfotransferase 7. The record is from RefSeq and is a predicted model, not a curated record. NCBI's taxonomy places the organism in Eukaryota, Metazoa, Chordata, Mammalia, Rodentia, Cricetidae. Gene Ontology annotation, cellular component: Golgi membrane. Gene Ontology annotation, biological process: N-acetylglucosamine metabolic process; carbohydrate metabolic process. Gene Ontology annotation, molecular function: N-acetylglucosamine 6-O-sulfotransferase activity; chondroitin 6-sulfotransferase activity.
GGCGGGAGCUGCAGUUCGGAGGCAGAGGAGACCGCCACCAGGCGCCUGCUCUGCCCUGGGCGAAGCGGGGGGGAGGGGGGCUCGGUGAACUAUGAAGGGUCGUCGGCGGCGGCGCCGAGAGUACUGCAAGUUCACCCUGCUCUUGGUGCUCUACACGCUUCUGCUACUGCUCAUCCCCUCUGUACUGGACAGUGGCAGCGAGCAGGACAAGGGCGUCAGGAACUGCCCCGGCCUGCAGCGCAGCUUGGGCGUAUGGAGCCUGGAGGCGGCGGCGGCUGGAGAGCGUGAGCAGAACGCGGAGGUGCGAUCCCGGGCCGAAGGAGACGCGGGUCUAUAUCCUGGGUCCCCAGGCAACCUUAGCGCCGUCGGGGAGGCGGUGGCCCAGGAGAAGCAACACAUCUAUGUUCAUGCCACCUGGCGUACUGGCUCGUCCUUUCUGGGCGAACUCUUCAACCAGCACCCGGACGUUUUCUACUUGUAUGAGCCUAUGUGGCAUCUGUGGCAGGCGCUGUAUCCGGGCGACGCCGAGAGCCUACAAGGCGCGCUAAGAGACAUGCUGCGCUCCCUCUUCCGCUGUGACUUCUCUGUGCUGCGGCUCUACGCGCAGCCCGGGGACCCCGCAGCGCGAGCACCGGACUCGGCCAACCUCACCACGACCAUGCUCUUCCGCUGGCGCACCAACAAGGUCAUCUGCUCGCCGCCGCUGUGUCCUGCCGCGCCCCUCGCUCGCUCCGAGGUGGGCCUCGUCGAGGACAAAGCCUGUGAAAGCAGUUGCCCGCCCGUCCCGCUCCGCGCCCUGGAGGCCGAGUGCCGCAAGUACCCGGUGGUGGUCAUCAAGGACGUGCGGCUGCUCGACCUGGGCGUGUUGGUGCCCCUGCUACGUGACCCGGGCCUCAACCUGAAGGUGGUGCAACUCUUCCGUGACCCGCGGGCAGUGCACAACUCACGUCUCAAGUCUAGGCAGGGGCUGCUGCGCGAGAGCAUCCAGGUGCUGCGCACGCGCCAGAGGGGUGACCGCUUCCACCGGGUGCUUCUGGCGCACGGCGUGGGUGCACGUCCCGGAGCCCAGGCUCGUGCGCUGCCCUCCGCUCCGCGAGCCGAUUUCUUCCUAACCAGCGCACUCGAGGUGAUCUGCGAGGCCUGGCUGCGCGACCUGCUAUUCGCACGCGGUGCGCCCACCUGGCUCAGGCGUCGCUACCUGAAGCUGCGCUACGAGGACCUGGUGUGGCAACCACAAGCCCAGCUGCGCCGCCUGCUGCGCUUCUCCGGGCUGCGGACGCUCGCCACGCUCGAUGCCUUUGCAUUCAACAUGACGAGGGGUUCGGCUUAUGGCGCAGAUCGGCCCUUUCACUUGUCUGCCAGGGACGCCCGAGAGGCCGUGUACGCCUGGCGCGAGCGGCUGAGCCAAGAGCAGGUGCGCCAGGUGGAAGCCGCCUGCGCCCCCGCCAUGCGACUGCUGGCCUACCCUCGCAGCAGAGACGACGGCGGCGUGGAUAGCGCCAGGGAAGGGGAGACAUCCCUGGAGACCAAGGCCAACUGGGCCACGUAACAUUCUGAUCCCAAACCCUGCCCCAGGGCUGAUCCAGGUCAGUGACCACAAACAGGUGAGCUCAGCACGCUGCACCAACAGUGGAGAGGCUGCGAGGUGGAGGCAAUCUAUCACACUGUCAGAGACUGGGACCAAUAUGGUACCAACUGCUGUGCAAAUCUGCUGGUCAGGAACAUCACAAGCUGUUAAGUAAUGACGGACACAUUGGCUGAGAUGAAGUUUCCUGAAAGGAAGUGACAGUGCAAUGUGGAUAUUUAUGGUCAUAAAAUAGGAAAAGUUUUAGUUCCCAGGCUGAACUUGGCUCUGCUUGAGACAUUUCAACAAGGCAUCCUGACAACAAAGAAGAUGUGACACGAUUCCAUUUCGCAUCAGCAGAUGUCUGGACAAAAGUCAUCAAUGUGAAUAAGGGCCAAGUGCAGUUGUGCCUUUCUUGAAUAAAUUACUUUAUAUUAAAUAGAAGGUCUGGGUGGUUUUGUGUCUAGGUUUCUUUCCAUUAGCCCUCCUCCUGUAGAACCAGUUUUCCCUGGGGAUAGGAGAGUUAAAGAAAUUGAAACUUUUUUUUUUGCUUUCAAAUUGUUCUAUUUAGUAGUUUUUUUUUUUAACUAUGCAGUUAAACGACACAAGCAUCAUGCUAAUGACAGGGCUUGUUUUGCUAAGCAGAUUUUGGGAAACAGCUCAAUUGCAUGAGUUCAAUAGUCUAUAUAAAAGAAAUAUAAGAACCACGAAGGAAACUGUAUAUAGGGUUCAAGAAUUUUCUUUUUAAAUUUCGUUUUACCUGUAUGGGUGUAUUGUCUGCAUGUAUGUCUGUGUGCCAUGUUCAUGCCUAGUUCCCAUGGAGGCCAGAAGAGGGGAUCCACUGGAAAUAGAGUUACAGAUAGUUGGGAGCUUUGUAAACUGACAUGUGAGAAUCAAAUCCCAGUCCUCUGGAAGAGAAGCCAGUGUUCUUAACUACUGAGCCAUCUCUAUGCCAUUUGGAUUCAAGAAUUUUAGCAGUCAUUCUACAAGAAACUAUUAAAUUACAAUGUCAAGUUUAUACUCUUCAGUCUCACAGAUUCAUGUUGCCAACUCCUGGUGAUGUGUUCUUUAGGGUUCUGCACUCACAGCCUGGGAGACUCUUCGGGGCAGGAGGAAUCCCAGGCUGAGACCACAUUUAAACCAUUUCUUUUAAGUCUAAAAAUACCAAAAAGAUGUUAGCAUGGAGGCUCAGACCCCAGUGUUAACCUGUCUGUGCAGCUAAAGCUGGCCUCAAACUUGUACCUGCCUACUAAAUGUUGGGUUCCAGAUGUGUACUAGUAUGUCCAAAUGACACCCUAUUCUCUCUUCUCCCUAAAGGUUUAUGUAUAUGUGUUUGCCUGUAUGAGAUUAUGUGCACUACCUUUA